GGGCGGGGCCGCAGCAACGCGGGGCUGGCAAGCGCAGAUGGCGGCGGUGCAGGGAGCCUGAGCGGGCGGGGGCCAUGAGCGCCGCCCGGCCCCAGUUCAGCAUCGAUGACGCCUUCGAGCUGUCCCUGGAGGACGCGGGCCCCGGGCCCGAGUCCAGCGGGGUCGCCCGCUUUGGGCCGCUGCACUUCGAACGCCGGGCCCGGUUCGAGGUGCCUGACGAGGACAAGCAGUCCCGGCUGCGCUACCAGAACCUGGAGAAUGACGAGGAUGGAGCCCAGGCCUCUCCGGACCUGGAUGGGGGAGUCAGCACCAGGGACCUUGGCCGAACUUCCAUCCGAAGCUCCCAGUGGUCCUUUAGCACCAUCAGCAGCAGCACCCAGCGCUCAUACAACACCUGCUGCAGCUGGACCCAGCACCCUUUGAUCCAGAAGAACCGCCGGGUAGUGCUGGCUUCCUUCCUGCUCCUGCUGCUGGGGCUGGUGCUGAUCCUGGUCGGCGUGGGACUGGAGGUGACCCCUUCUCCAGGUGUCUCCAGCGCCAUCUUCUUCGUGCCAGGCUUCCUGUUGCUGGUCCCGGGAGUCUACCACGUGAUCUUCAUCUACUGCGCUGUCAAGGGCCACCGGGGCUUCCAGUUCUUCUACCUGCCCUACUUUGAGAAGUAAGCGCCGCCGAGGCCACAGGAGUGCCCCUCAAACCCCCGCCCCGUUCCAUUCCCGUCAUCUUAAGGGCGAAGGCCCUCCAGGACCCUCAGAAGCCCAGCCGUCGGGUGGUUGCUCAGGAAGUUUGGGGCGUGCAGGCCUGGCACUGGGAAUGUCACCCCUCCCUCACUCUGUGCCUUAACUUAUUCGAGGACCCUGGGGCUGCUAGAUUGAUGUUAUUUUGUGCUAAUAAAAGGGUAAUUCUG
This is a messenger RNA of Otolemur garnettii (small-eared galago), 904 nucleotides long. RefSeq names its product transmembrane protein 134 (gene TMEM134). Bases 75 to 662 code for a protein of 195 amino acids. The transcript has 7 exons. Lineage: Eukaryota; Metazoa; Chordata; Mammalia; Primates; Galagidae. The record is from RefSeq and is a predicted model, not a curated record.